Molecule: messenger RNA, 2315 nt
Organism: Vespula pensylvanica (western yellowjacket)
Lineage: Eukaryota; Metazoa; Arthropoda; Insecta; Hymenoptera; Vespidae
Exons: 5
Coding region: 478-1233 (251 amino acids)
Source: RefSeq, a predicted model, not a curated record
GAAUUAGUCGCCAUUUGUAACAAUUUCCUUGAUCACUGAGCGUGAGCAGCAAGAAACAUCCUAGGGAACGAUCGGAGUGGUUAUAUUGAAACAGUAAGAGAGAUAGAUGAUAUAAAGCUUACGUGCGUAUCAGUGUAUAUUAAAAUCGACGAUGUUCGGCAAUAUAUAUCAUGGAUGAAAUCGAAUGUCGAUAUAACUUAGGAAAUUAUAUUUACACUAUCAAAGAUACUAAGGAAGUACAUACAAGAUUGAAAAGUGAGUAUAUUAAAUUAAAUGGUACUAAUUUGGAAUAUCAAGUACAAAAUAUAAAUACAACAGCAGGUUGGUACAUGCGCACUUGUCCAAUUGUAAAAGAAAUAAUUAGAGAAACUAUAUUUAUUAUUUCUAUGAACUAUUAUCUAAAUUAAUUAUUAUUAAUCGUAUCGAAGGAUUUCUUUAACAAUAUAGUGUUUUUUACAAUUGGAAUAUUUGUUUCCAAUGGAGGCCUCGUUCGUUUGGACAAGGAGUAAAACAUUGUUGCUAAUUGAAGCCUAUGAUGCUAGGAAAGAAAAAUUCAUAGAUCCUAGAAUAAAAAAGAAAACUCUUUGGAAAGAAAUUGCUCUAGAAUUCGAGAAAAAAAAUUAUUACGUGUCUGCUGAAAAUUUAGAUAAAAAAUUUAGGAACUUAAAAAGGACGUACAUCAAAAUCCGUGAUAAUAUUAGAAAAUCGUUUAUGGGGAAGGAAAGAGUUACGUGGGAAUAUUACGACUAUUUACAAAAAAUUUAUGAGAAGGAUUAUCCUAUUAUGAUAAAUACAAGUUUAGAAGAUAAUGAAAAUAGCGAUAAGAUAUCGCAAAAUCUUGUUAAUAGCGACAGUUCAUUAUCUGCAAAAUUUGCAGCGGAUGAUGAUUUCGUUGAAAUAUUAUCUGAUCAAAUUGAUCGAUCCGAACACUACAAUGGUACUACGCAAAUAGUAUGUGAUACAAAACCAAAUACUAUACGUGGAAGAGUAAAAUUAAGGACACAAAGAAAAAGACAAAUGAAAACACUUAGAGAAGAACAUCUUAAUUUAGAAAAAGAAAAGAUUAAAGAGCUUCGACGUUUGAGAGAGGCAAUAGAAAAUAAUAAUGAAAUACAGAGAGAGCGUAAUCAACUUUUUUCAGCUCUCAUAAUGAAUAUAACGUGUGAAACGUUGAAUGAAUUUAAAUUUGGAUCUUUUUGUGAAAAGAUUUUCAUUAUUCACGUUUCAACUUGAUCAAAAUGGAACCAAAGCAGUCUAAUUCGAUCUAAUGUAUUUAUAGUAUAUCUAAGCUUGUUACUAUAACAUGUAUAUAUUUGUAUAGUAGAAUCUAGCAAAAAUAAUCUAAUAGAUUGAUCAAAUUUAUGUGUAUAAAGAAAAGUGUAUAUAAUAGAUUUUUUAAUAAUGAAACAUACAUUUUGCUAACUACUACAUUUUUGUAAUAAUUGCAAAAUAAAGUUAUCAAUAAUUCCUUUGCGAAUAGUCGUCAAAAUGGUAAAGAAAAUUGAAGUUCAAUCUAUUUCGUAAAGUAAUUUUUAUACACUGAUCUAAUUUUUUUUAUGGAAUUCUUUUAAAUGCACAUUAAUACAACUUUGGCAGUAUAUAUUUACACGCUAUCAUAAUAAAAGUAAUACCAUUUUGUUUUGUCUUAAGCAUGAAACAUAGAAUUUCAAUAAUUACAUUUUAGAAGUACGGAAUUAUUUCUACUAGAAUUUUGUGUCAACAAUAAUAACACUAAUGUAAAUGGAAAUUCGAAGACAAAAAUGUACGUUAUAUAUCUUACAAUUAACUGAAGAGAAAUAAUUUGUAUUACGAAUAUGACACUUGUUAUUUAGGUCAUGUAUAGCCUAAGAAUAUUUGUACAAAUAUUUUAACUUAAAAAUUACAAUUAUAUAUAUAUAUAUAUGAUCAAUUUCACAUUGAUAAAUAGAAGCAUAUCGCCUAUAUAACAGUGGUGUACCCUAGUAUCUCGGAAUAUAUUCAGUUAAGUAAUUUAUAUGAAGUAUAUAUAUAUACAGAGAAAUUCAUAUUACAUAGAUUAUUUAUUUGUUCAUUAUUCGAUUGGUGUACCCUAAAACGAAAUAAUUCAUCGUUAAAUUAAAACAUUAAUCAUAACCUAAUAACUAACAAAUUAUUAAGUUAGUAACUUAAUAACUAACAAAGAUAACAUAAUCAAAUCCAUAAACUAAUCGUAAAUAGAAUGAGGGUUAUAAUAGACAAAAUUUACAAACCCAUUCUUGAGCCAUCAUGAGUAUAGUCGUGUUCGAUAACUUUGGUCCAAUUAACGGAUUCAUUUGUGCCAUGUAACAACACAACCA